Malassezia restricta is the source of this 1077-nucleotide messenger RNA. Its product is annotated as CCAAT-binding factor complex subunit. Gene Ontology annotation, biological process: regulation of DNA-templated transcription. Gene Ontology annotation, molecular function: DNA-binding transcription activator activity, RNA polymerase II-specific; protein heterodimerization activity. Bases 1 to 1077 code for a protein of 358 amino acids. The transcript has a single exon. NCBI's taxonomy places the organism in Eukaryota, Fungi, Basidiomycota, Malasseziomycetes, Malasseziales, Malasseziaceae. The record is from RefSeq and is a predicted model, not a curated record. Gene Ontology annotation, cellular component: nucleus; CCAAT-binding factor complex.
AUGUCGUUCUAUCCUCAAGAUCAGGGCAUGCGUCCCGCAGGUGAUGCCAUGCAUAUUCAGGGCCCAGCCGACAUGGCCAGGAUGCAAGACGUGCCCGCGAUGACCAUGAGCACGCAGGACAAUGUGAUGGAAACUAGUCCUGGAAAGCGACUUGGGGCCCUACUCCAACAAUUCUCGCGUAGUCCGGCACAGUUUCAGCGCUACUUCUGGCGGCAUCAAAUGGACCUCGUUGAGAAUGGCUUUGACUCGGAUGGCAAAGCGAUUGACUUUUUCAACUUGGGAUCCACACCGAGUGGAAAUGGCAGCGCUUUGCCGCUUGCCCGCAUUAAAAAGGUUAUGAAGAAUGACGACGAGGUCAAGAUGAUUUCGGCUGAGGCACCUAUUCUCUUCUCACGCGCUUGUGAGAUUUUCAUUGCAGACUUGACGUGCCGUGCUUUCAUGGUCGCGGAAGAAAAUAAGCGACGCACAAUUCAGCGCUCAGAUAUCGCUAGCGCGAUUUCGCGCUCUGAACUCUUUGAUUUUUUGAUCGACAUCGUGCCACGCACAGAAGGCCUGCGUCACCGCAGCGCCAGCGUGCCCAUCCGCAAUGCUAUGCCUUCGGCAGCGCUGUCGUCCCCGUUUUCUGGUGCGGACAUCGCUCCGCGGCUUGGCAUGAAUGAUUCAGCGGGUGCCCAUCAAGCAGCGCCCUUCUUGUCGCUGCGUCCUACUCAGCAAGAUGUGCGCACGCGCCUAGAUCCCAUGGACCCUUCGCUGGGCAUGAAUCCAGCGGGUCAGCCACUAAAAGGCCUGCCGAAAGCACCAUUACCGAGUGACUGGUAUUCCUUCCCUACCAAUCCUAUGGGUGAUGCGCGUAUUCACCCGGGCACGGCAGCAGGUCUUGGUAUGUCUUCGACCAAUACGGCACCACCCUCCAUGCGCUCCGUGAUGGGUCGUAGCACUGUGGAUGCGCCCACCUUCAUGGACGCGAACUCGUCCCUGUCCAUGCCACCCCCUCCAACACGUGGUUCGUUAUUGAACAUGAUGCCAUACCCUAUGGAUGAGGCGGCGUCAAAAGGCACUACGAAUCCAAACGAGUAA